Peronospora farinosa is the source of this 1878-nucleotide messenger RNA. The record is from the annotation of a GenBank genome assembly. NCBI's taxonomy places the organism in Eukaryota, Oomycota, Peronosporomycetes, Peronosporales, Peronosporaceae.
AUGGCCGAGACGCCUCGACGCAAGCGGAAGAGCAGGUUCAGCGAUGCCCCGUCUGAUUCCACAGCGCCAGUAACCAAGCGAGUGGCUGUAAGUAUCGGUGCGUCCCCCAUGCUGGAUCCUGCGGCCUUGGCGCGCGCUGCAGCGACCAAGAUAGCGCGCGCCAUCCCCAAUUCCGCUGCCCCAGCUACUGUCUCCGUCUCAGCAGUCGUUUCGAGUGCUACAGCAGCGCCAUUGGACUCGGAUGAAUUGCGUAGAAUUGAGCAGGAGAAGAGACGUCGGACAGAUCAAAUUUAUAAGUCGGUGCAGAGCCAGAUGAGCCACAUCAAGGCGCUGUUGCGGAAGCCCGGAGCUUCUGUGACUGGAGCUGAAACAGCUGCACCCACAGCACUUCAGUAUGCUGUUCCUGGCAGCGGAAGCACUUUCAUGCCAGCCCCAUUGCUUCUGGACGAACAGGGACGCGAGAUUGAUGCUGCAGGAAAUGUCGUAGCGGAGAAAUCGACAGUGACGCCCGUAGCGUUGCUAAAAGCGAAUCAAGGAGGAGCGAGACGUGGAGAUGUUGCAAAGAAGAUUCAAAACCCGUACUUAUCUCAUCGCACAGCUGACGCUGAAGACAAGAUGGAGGUGGUGGAUCCAAGGCUGAAGACCGUCAAACGAGAAACACGCGCGCGCAAGACAUUUAACUUUGUUAAGCAAGGAACGUAUGUGAAGCAGGCAGAACAGGUGCGGGCCCGUGACGCUAAGAAAAUGAUGGCUGGUUUUACGUCGGGUCGUAAUCCGCGAGGAUAUCAGAAGGAAUUGAUUGUCCCUAUUGAUGAUGAUGCAAACACGGUCUUGGAUAAUUCUGAUACGACUAGCACAAUGGAAUUUGACAACAUAGAUGUUCCGCCUCAGCCAGAGACGUGUACACCUGACAUAGAGUGGUGGGAUGUGGAAUACCUUCCAAAGGACAAGCGUGCUAUAGUGGACAAGUAUGGGUUUAUCAAAGCUAACGUUCGUAAGGAAAACCCAGUGGCUAUAGUAACGUACGCUGAUAUGAAACUCAAAUACUGCGGAACUGCACAUGUUAUUGAGCACCCUGUGCGGCUCAACCUAAUUGUAAAGCACGACGACACACCCGUAGCUGUCCCGCUCAUGCUCACUGGUGCAGAGCGCAAGAAAAUGCGUCGUCAGAACCGCGCUGACCGUGAGAAGGAAAAGCAAGAUAAGGUCGCACUAGGCUUGCUGCCACCUCCUGAGCCAAAAGUGAAAUUGUCAAACAUGAUGCGCGUGUUGUCAGAGCAAGCCGUAGCCGACCCGUCGGCAAUCGAGCGACGGGUUCGUGAACAGAUAGCGCAGCGUGAGAAGAAUCAUGAAAUGCGCAACCUUGCGCGCAAGCUUACGCCCGAAGAGCGUCGCGAGAAAAAGCUUCGCAAGAUCAAAAAAGAUGCCGCUGGUGAUAUCCAUGUGGUGCUUUUCAAGGUGCCAGAUCUAUCAAACCCACAGCAUCGUUUCAAGAUCGACGUCAACGCGCAACAGUAUCAUCUCACAGGUGGUGUGCUACUCUGUAAAGAUAGCAAUAUCAAUAUGGUGGUGGUGGAAGGAGGUAAAAAAGCUAUCAAGCAGUACACGAAACUGAUGAUGCGACGCAUCGACUGGAAUGGAAGCUGUGCAGCAGGCCAGGAGUCGGAGAGUGAGGAUGAGGAGUCGCCGAAGCGCAGCAACGGGUGCCUGCUUGUCUGGCAGGGCGUUGUGGCACGCAAGGCUUUCAACAACUUUCGCUUUCAGGAGUGCCGGACGUCUGUCACAGCGCGGAAGGUUAUGGAGGCCAAGAACGUCGCGCAUUACUGGGACCUUGUGGAGAAGUCUGCGGAGGCUACAGCACUCGCCCCCUGGGGAUAG